This is a messenger RNA of Drosophila teissieri, 575 nucleotides long. RefSeq lists its product as uncharacterized. The transcript has a single exon. The record is from RefSeq and is a predicted model, not a curated record. Lineage: Eukaryota; Metazoa; Arthropoda; Insecta; Diptera; Drosophilidae. The coding region runs from base 97 to 447 and encodes 116 amino acids.
ACUCCAGCUCCAGUGGAUACACCGAGCCAAGCUCAGCUAAAAACUCCAAAUCAAAACCAACACUUAUCCCAAAAUAUACACAAAUACCCGAUAAACAUGAAGUGCAUCAUCUGCAUCGUUGCGAUCUCCGUGAUCUUCGGUCUAAGCCUGACCCAGGCAGCACCCAUCGCUGAAAAUACACAGGAUCCAGGAUUCGUUUCGGCCACGGACAUUACCGGAGAACCGGUGCGCCAAAAGCGAGCCAGUGCGGACUACUACCAGGGCGACUACUUCAUCUGCUAUCCCAAGAGCGCGGUCUACGGCAAACACGGAUACGGUGGCCCCAAUCGCAGGUCCUACGACUCCGAGGACUAUGCCCCCCACUACCUGGCCGACGAUCCUUUGGCCGUUCGCCAGGCUCGGGCUGAUGCCAGACGCGCCGCCUACACCGACAGCUUCGGCAAAUAAAUCUGGAGCUGCCACUUAGUCACUUAGUCUGUGGAAAGACUGUGGAAAAGCUGGGAAAGUGAACAGGGCUAGCUGUAAGGAUGUACAAAUACUAUUACUAUUAUUUAUUGAACGCAAAUAAACUGAUC